AUGGAUUACUCUUCGCUAAAGUAUAUAGCUCUUGGAAUUGGUGCUGCUACGACUGCAACAGCUCUGCGCUUGCAUCUCUACAACAAAUCUCUAUUCGCCGUGACUAUUGUGGAGUGCGACAUUAUCGAUUACGUAUUAGUCAGGAAGGCACUCGAUAACCGCUCUAUUCAGAUCAUCUAUCAUGUAGCGGCCGUCAGUCGCUUCAUGGAUGAGUUUCCGGAGCAGUUGCCCGUGUCGAUGACGGUUAAUGUGAAGGGGACAGAGAACGUUAUUGAAGCAUGCCGUGAAUUGUCUAUACCUACAUUGGUACAAACAUCCACUUCGUAUGUCUGUGUUGGAAAGGAUUUGAAUCCGGUCUUCUAUGAAAAUGAGAAUCUGCCAUACGCCACGAAACCAUUCAACAGUUAUGCUAAAACCAAAGCAUUGGCCGAACAGGCUACGUUCGCUGCAAACUGA
Synchytrium microbalum is the source of this 456-nucleotide messenger RNA. RefSeq lists its product as uncharacterized. The transcript is spliced from 3 exons. Gene Ontology annotation, biological process: steroid biosynthetic process. The record is from RefSeq and is a predicted model, not a curated record. Gene Ontology annotation, molecular function: 3-beta-hydroxy-Delta5-steroid dehydrogenase (NAD+) activity. The coding region runs from base 1 to 456 and encodes 151 amino acids. Lineage: Eukaryota; Fungi; Chytridiomycota; Chytridiomycetes; Synchytriales; Synchytriaceae.